AUGAGCUCAGCUCUAGAUCUUGAUGGCUCUUCCAAGGGCACCGUGCUCAACGGCCCUUGCGACUGGAAACAAUGGAUUUCUAUCAUCAAGAAAUUCGCCACGUCCCACAGUCUUUGGGACUUUCUGGACCCUGCCGUCAAGGAGGGUAAGCCGGUUCUUCAGCAGCCAGUUGAACCAACAUUCCGACAAAUCAACCACGAAGCAUCUGAUCUCGUGGAUCUGACCUCGGAGGAAUUUCGCCGUCUCGAAUUCCUCCACACCCAAUACCGCUCGAAGCUUCAAGGGUAUAGGGAUCAAGUGAAGGCACUCGCCAGCCUUCAACAACACAUCGUCAAGACCAUCGGCAACUACUACAGCACCAUUGCCGAGGAACACGACGUUGCAAAGCAACUUGCCUUGCUUCAGUCGCCAAACAGGACCAAGAUCGAAGCUUGGGUCACCCAAUGGCAGAAAGUCCUCACUGAGGCAAAGCAAUUAGGGCUUCCUGAUGUCCAGGACCUUCGCCCUACCCAAGAUUUCCUACAGGCUGUUUCGUCCAUCAACGCCCCAUUCACAGACUAUUGGGUCAACAAAAUGGAAGACGAGGCCGUAUUCGGCAAGCCUGAGUGGAAGACCGACUUCCCGGACGGCAUUAAGAUCAGUGAGAUCUUUGAACGAGCUCACCGAAUCAAGGCCGCCAACAACAGCAAAGGAUCAUUCGGAGCUGCCUUCCAAGGCAAGGGAGAGAAAUCGGAGAGGAAAGAGGACAAGCCUAAGUGGUCUUCAAAUUGCUUCUAUCUCAUCAAAUCAGCUCGGCCUGAUGGCUGGACUCCUGAUCAGAAGGUUGAGAAGAAGAUCAAGGAAAUCCUCGACUCAAUCCAUGGGCAAAGAAGAUGA
Messenger RNA from Hirsutella rhossiliensis, 876 nucleotides. RefSeq lists its product as uncharacterized. The transcript has 3 exons. NCBI's taxonomy places the organism in Eukaryota, Fungi, Ascomycota, Sordariomycetes, Hypocreales, Ophiocordycipitaceae. Bases 1 to 876 code for a protein of 291 amino acids. The record is from RefSeq and is a predicted model, not a curated record.